Oppiella nova is the source of this 1266-nucleotide messenger RNA. Lineage: Eukaryota; Metazoa; Arthropoda; Arachnida; Sarcoptiformes; Oppiidae. The record is from the annotation of a GenBank genome assembly.
AUGGAUGAGUGUUGUGGUGAACCCGAAGUCUAUGUGAUGUCAGAAGUAGAAGAGAGUGUCGAAAACCAACACAAAGACACACAAGAAGAGGAAGGACUUGAAGAUCGCAACCGUUUGGAGACAAUUGAAGAGCCGAUCGAUAGACAAGAGAUGCAGACAUUGGAUGAAGUGAUCGAUGGGUCGGACAUUGGAGUCGAAGGUUCAGCCGUUGUAUUGGAGGCACAGGAGGGCGGGUGUGGUGUCAGAGAUGGACGCAUAGAGACACCAGAACUGGAGGAAGAGGACGACACUGAGGAAGAAGGCAGCGGUUAUUGUGAGCCAAUUGCCAGCACUAUUGGCUCCGGUGCUCAAAAUGCUGUCAAUGAGCGCCCAUUUGUAUGCGUUUAUCCCGAUUGUGGAAAACGAUUCACUCAUAAAACAAACCUCAAUCGACACAAACGCCUGCAUUCGGGAAAAAAGCCAUUUAAGUGCGAUGAAAAGGAUUGCGGCAAAUGCUUUCUAUACAAAUACUAUUUAAAUGGACACAAAAGUAUCGUUCAUUCAAAGGAAAAGAGAUUUCAUUGCGAUUAUAAGGGAUGCGACCAAAAGUUUGCAUAUAAAAUGGGUUUAAUUCGUCACAAACGGGUCCACUCGGGAGAGAAGCCGUUCGCCUGCUAUGUCAUGGAUUGCGACAAACGAUUCACUCGGAAAUCGGAUGUAAAUAAACAUAAAAAAGUGGUUCAUUUGAAACUCAAACCAUUCGUUUGUAAUGAAGAUAAUUGCGGACAAAAAUUGGCCGUAAAAUCAUCACUCGUUAAACACAACCGCAUUCAUACGGGAGAAAAACCAUACGUUUGCGAUCACAAAGAUUGCGGCAAAAUACCGGAGCUUAAAGUGGAAGUUUCUAUUAUGGCCAAAGUUGUGACCAAUUUAUUAGCCAUUUUCUACGGUAUAAUCAAGAAUCGGAGCACUUAUUUCCAUACUAAGCGCCGGGAUGUGCCUCCAAAGUGCCUCAAAGACCCAGCACUGGGAACCCAUCACUUCAUACAACUUAAAGACAUAAAAAUGCAUUUCGUGUCAAAAGGCGAUGAAAACAAACAGUUAAUGCUUUUCAUUCACGGAUUCCCGGAGUUCUGGUACUCGUGGAGGCAUCAGAUGAAAGAGUUCGCCAAAGACUAUCACGUGAUCGCAGUGGACAACAGGGGAUAUGGAGACACAGACAAACCUACCGGCGCUCAGAACUACACGAUCGACCAGAUAGUGGAGGACACGCGACAACUAGUGGAG